AGCUGUCUUCGGAGAACUUCCAAGGUAGAACAUCUUGCGUUGUCGCUUCGGUCAAAUAACGUGGUUCAGCUGCGCAUUGCUUCACACAAACAAGCACACACACAAACACACACAGUCAGCAAAAAAGGGAGACACGUUAACAGAAAUGCCUGCGUUGAAGCCGUUGUUGGUCUUCGGUCUUCGCGGCACGCUGAUGGAGCGCAUUCACGUUCGCAAUGUCCCAGAGAAUAUGCCGGCGCCAGACCUCACUGUCGGCACCAGCAAAGUUUGGCUGCGGCCGCACAUGAUGGAGGUGCUGCGGGCACUGCAGCCGCACUGUCGCCUGGCUAUUUGGAGCUCGACGACGGCGCGCAACUCGCACCCGCUGGUCAGCGCAGUGUUUGACUCCUAUUUGCAGUCUCCCGCCGCAGCGGCGGCAUCGGUGACUCGAUCAGAAAGCAGUAGGGGAGGUGGGUUUGCGAAGACUCCGGUGCCGCCAACAGCAGCACCCUCCGCUACUGCUGCUGCUUCUGCGAGUGAAACGAGCAGCGGUCGUGGUGGUCGCUUUGACAAGAAGAAAAAGGCGUCACCCGCGGAGGAAGCUGUGACAGAGGAGGCCGCUGCGCUUGCCCCGAUUCGUUUUGAGUUUGUGUGGACGCGGGAGCACACCCGGGCCGACGACUUCCGCCGUCUGAACGCGACCGUGCUGGACGACAACCACGCCACCGUGAAGGACCUCUCACAGCUCUUCGCGCAGUUCCCCGCGAUCGCACAGCCGGAGAACACCGUCCUUAUUGACGACACCCCAAGUAAGGCGAAGAUGCACGCCGACAACUACUUGUGGCUGGAUACAUGCCAGGGGUUGAACGUGACGGAAACGAACGGGAUGCGGCGGCUGCAGGAGUUUGUGAUGCAGGAGCUUGUGCCGGCGAGGGACGUGCGAGACGUGCUGUGUCGACGCAUCCGCAACGAUUAA
This is a messenger RNA of Leptomonas pyrrhocoris, 955 nucleotides long. Its product is annotated as putative mitochondrial TFIIF-stimulated CTD phosphatase. The record is from RefSeq and is a predicted model, not a curated record. The transcript has a single exon. Gene Ontology annotation, molecular function: phosphoprotein phosphatase activity. The coding region runs from base 146 to 955 and encodes 269 amino acids. NCBI's taxonomy places the organism in Eukaryota, Euglenozoa, Kinetoplastea, Trypanosomatida, Trypanosomatidae.